Molecule: messenger RNA, 3417 nt
Organism: Musa acuminata subsp. malaccensis (wild Malaysian banana)
Lineage: Eukaryota; Viridiplantae; Streptophyta; Magnoliopsida; Zingiberales; Musaceae
Product: serine/threonine-protein kinase EDR1
Biological process (GO): signal transduction; protein phosphorylation
Cellular component (GO): cytoplasm
Molecular function (GO): ATP binding; protein kinase activity
Source: RefSeq, a predicted model, not a curated record
UCCCCUGUCCUGCCGUCGUCGCGAAGAAAGUGGUUAUCCGCCUAAACGUCGGCACGCCCGAUGAAGCACAUAUUUAAGAUCAAGCGGCACCCUCACCGAUCCAACGAGAUUCCCGCCCCGGCCGCCGCCGCAGCGUCGUCGUCGGCGCCGUCCACCUCCACCGUCUCCCCCUCAUGCGCCUCUGACCACCGGGCCGCGGCGUCGCUGACGCCGCCCUCCCCGUCCGAGCCACCGCGGUCGGCCGCCGCUGCAGAUGAUCGGCAGGACUACUUAUUGUCGGAGGAGGAGUUCCAGAUGCAGCUCGCUCUCGCGAUCAGCGCUUCCAAUUCGGAGUUCAGGGGCGAUCUAGAUGGCGAUCAGAUCCGUGCGGCGACGCUGUUGAGCCUGGGGAGGGACCGCAUCGAGCAAGGGAGGGAGGAGGGGACGGCAGAGUCUCUGUCACGGCGAUAUUGGGACUAUAAUGUACUUGACUAUGGUGAGAAAGUUGUGGAUGGAUUCUAUGACAUUUUUGGGCCCUUGGGAAAUUCUGCGAAUCAUGGAAGAAUGCCAUCACUACAUGAACUCCAAACAAGGAUCGGGGAUCUAGGUUUUGAAGUUAUUGUAGUCAACCGUGCGAUUGACCCUGCACUAGUAGAGUUGGAACAAGUUGCACAGUGCAUUUUGUUAGGCUGCCCUACUGCCGAAAUUGGGCUGCUGGUGCAAAGAAUCUCUGAGCUGGUUAUGGAACACAUGGGUGGUCCUGUAAGGGAUGCAAACGACAUGCUAACAAAGUGGAUGGAGAAAAGCACCGAGUUACGAGCCACACAACAGACAAGUUUGUUACCAAUUGGUUGCAUAAGAAUAGGGUUAUCUCGGCACCGUGCUCUACUGUUCAAGGUUCUUGCGGAUAAUGUUGGCAUUCCUUGCAGGCUGGUUAAAGGAAGUCACUACACUGGAGUGGAUGAUGAUGCUGUCAACAUAAUAAAGUUGGCUGAAAGAGAAUUCUUGGUUGAUCUUAUGGCUGCUCCGGGCACCUUAAUCCCUGCAGAUGUACUAAGUUUAAAAGACACUUCUUCCAAUCCUAAAGUAAGCAAGAAUAUGAGCCCUUCAACCAGCAAACCAGAGGAAGAUCAUUUCAAGGAUGAAUUAUUAGGUGGUGAACAUAAAGGUGGUAAUGAAGUUCCAUUCUUAGAUGAAAGUACGGCCUUAGAUAAAAGAUUAAGAUAUGAAAAAUCAAUUGUGAUGCCUUCAGUUCAAAGUGAUUGUAAUGGUGAAUCCUCUACAACUAGUGGAGCUCUUUCUGGGGGAAAUAUGAGUUUGUGUAUGCAAGACCAACCUGAUCAGUUUACAUCUUUGACCAGUGCAACCUGCUCAAAGCAGAAAGGGAUUGUUGGUGCCGCUGUGGAUGGUGAUAAUACCGGGAAAAGAAAGGUCAAUAUGGCAUUGAAUCCACAAAAUGCUGUAGAUUCAACAAAUCUCUUUGCUGAACUGAACCCUUUCAGGGUAACUGGAGUUGGAGAAAGUUCUCCACAUUCCAAAGCUACUGAUAGUACAAAUGGUGGAUACCAGAGGCGAAGUGAAAAAGUUGCUUUAGGUCCUGGAAGAUCCCAAGUUCCAUUGAUUUGGAAAGGACAAUCUGCAUGCAAUGAAACUCGUAACACAAAACAGAAUAAUAUUGUGGAAUUGUCAGUUCCACGGAGGAAUCAUGUACUGAAUGCAUCAUCUUCUAAAAUGCCUGGGCCAGCUGCAAAAGUAUAUUCCGGUGGUUCAACUAAUGUUGCUGGCUCUUCCAUCAGUUCAAACUCUGUUGGGGUAAUAAGUGCUGCAAAUCAAACCAGUGGCACUUCUCUAAGCAUCGGCUAUUCUUUCUCAGAAUGUGUUGAAUCAGGUAAUGCUCCCGAAAAAAACCGGAAUCAUGAAUUGGAUAGUCGCCAUUUUGAUCUGCCAGCAGAUAAAUCACUUGUCUCAGUUCUAUCAUCUGGAGAAAAGUAUUUAAUGGAUGACCGUACACGUGGAGUAGUUUCAAAAAUGAGCCAACCACAUGAACUGAGUGGACACAUGAAAAAUAUUAACGAGAAACAUGAUCCGAAAAAGUGCUCUCAUGAUAGAUUUCUGGGAACAAGUGUAAGCUCAGUUGAUCAAGAAUCUUCGAGUUCUUCCCAAGCCAGGCCAAGUCAGCUCGACCCAAUGCUAGAUGACGUGGCGGAGUGGGAAAUCCCAUGGGAAGAUAUAAUAAUUGGAGAGAGGAUUGGAUUAGGAUCAUACGGAGAAGUGUAUCGUGCAGAUUGGAAUGGCACGGAAGUAGCUGUGAAGAAGUUCCUAGACCAGGACUUUUAUGGGGAUGCUCUGGAUGAAUUCCGAAGUGAAGUACAAAUAAUGCGGAGGUUGCGUCAUCCAAAUGUUGUUCUUUUCAUGGGUGCUGUAACUCGUCCCCCUAACCUAUCUAUUGUUUCAGAGUUUCUUCCAAGAGGAAGCUUGUACAGAAUUCUUCAUCGUCCUCAUUGUCAAAUUGACGAGAAGCGCAGGAUAAAAAUGGCCCUUGAUGUGGCCAAGGGAAUGAAUUGCUUGCACACCAGUGUGCCUACCAUCGUGCAUCGGGAUCUUAAAUCACCUAACCUAUUGGUCGACAAGAAUUGGACUGUAAAGGUUUGUGAUUUUGGCUUGUCACGCUUGAAGCAUAGUACAUUUCUAUCAUCAAAAUCCACAGCUGGGACGCCUGAGUGGAUGGCACCAGAGGUGUUGCGCAAUGAAAAAUCCAAUGAAAAAUGUGAUGUAUAUAGUUUUGGAGUAAUCCUGUGGGAACUUGCGACGCUGCGGAUGCCAUGGAGCGGAAUGAACCCAAUGCAAGUGGUUGGAGCUGUUGGAUUCCAGGACCGACGGCUUGACGUCCCAAAAGAAGUUGAUCCCUUGGUUGCAAGGAUCAUUUGGGAAUGCUGGCAAACGGAUCCAAGCCUGCGGCCCUCGUUUGCACAACUGACAACUGCUCUGAGGUCCCUACAGCGGCUUGUCAUUCCAUCACAUCAGGAGACACAAAGCCCUCCCAUGCCACAAGAGAUAUCAGUGAACCUGACGCCUUGAUCACUAAGCAUACUAGGUGACUUUCAUGGGUUGGUUCUGGCCAUAGUCGACUCUCCUUGUGGCUCUCUUGCUGCCGUUGCAAAAAAAAUUUUCCGUGGCAGUCUGUACAGUGAAGUCAAAAGCCUUGUGUUAUGUAUAGAAAGAAAAUUGCAACCUGUUCUUUGUUAACUGUGUUUGCAAGCCGAAACCGGCCAUCUUUUAUGGAUAACACCCCUGUAUGAGGGUGAACAGUGCAUAGUUUUACUUGAUGGGGUGUAUGAAGGUGAACAGUGCAUAGUUUUACUUGAUGGACUGUAAUUGUAUCUGUACUCUCUUUUAUCAUAAAUCUGUUGUAUAAUGUGCAAACUAUGAACUUUCUUA